This is a messenger RNA of Haliotis rufescens (red abalone), 1986 nucleotides long. Its product is annotated as sodium- and chloride-dependent creatine transporter 1-like. The transcript is spliced from 10 exons. Bases 666 to 1826 code for a protein of 386 amino acids. Gene Ontology annotation, cellular component: membrane. The record is from RefSeq and is a predicted model, not a curated record. Lineage: Eukaryota; Metazoa; Mollusca; Gastropoda; Lepetellida; Haliotidae. Gene Ontology annotation, biological process: sodium ion transmembrane transport.
CUCUGACAUAAAUAAAUAGCAACAAAAACAUUUUCAUUUCAUCGGAAGUCUCUACUAAGAAUGAGACAAUAGUUUGUUAUGCUGCAAAGUCACGCCAUUUCCUAUUCCAACAUCAACAUUUGGAAAGAGUAGUUUGUUGUUAAGAACUAUGACAUUAGGGCCUCUCAAAGUGUUCCCUUCAAGAACAAAAUUGUCCUUUUUCCGUCCAUCAGUCCGUGGCCACACUGCCAAAGAUGAGACAUCAUUAAGUGCCCUAUUAAUGAUAUACUUUGCACGCACAUGUAUCAUAACGACUACAGGCGUCGCUAUAUAAGUUCAAAAUCGUGAACCACCCCAUUUUACCUCACCUCAUCUCGUAAUUCUGACCUCUUUUCUUUAACGCUUCAUUCUUGCAAUAUGAAUGAAGUCUUUAUAUAUUCGUGUAUGGACCAGAAAAUCUAGUGAUUGGCAUAAUGACCAGAGAUCCACACAAUAACACUAUUAAAUGCAAUCAACGAAGUCAUUGAGCGUUAUCACCGAUCCAUUUCGCCACCGAUUGCUCGUGAUCCAUGUUCCUACCCGGAAUCCCCAGCGCUUUACCAUGUCUAAAGGCAUACUUUUGUAAUGCUGUGUCCAGAAAAAUGACUUGAUGCUGGGUGCUAUUUUCUUAUAGGGUAGAUACAACCAUGGCUCAUGAACAAUGGCGCAGUCAACUGGACUACCUCAUCACCCUUCUGGGAUUCGCCGUCGGGUCUGGAGCAUUUGUCAAGUUCCCUUUCUACUGCAUGCGCAAUGGAGGAGGAGCGUUCCUGAUACUGUUCAUGUUCUUCACAAUAAUCGAAACCAUUCCCUGUGUGUUUCUGGAGAUGAUCAUCGGGCAGUUCUCUCAGAGUGGACCUAUUGAAGUCUGGAAUAUGUCUCCUGCAUUCAAAGGUAUAGGCGUUGGCGGUGUUGUUGUUACGUGGAUAUACGUUAGCUACUGCAACGUCAACUUCACAUGGUACAUGUACUACUUCUACUACUCGUUCUCUUCCAACCUGCCCUGGGACCACUGCGACAACGCAUGGAACACCCCGGCAUGCAACAAGAACACUUCAGCUUUGUCCAUGGUUACAACGUCUAAUUCAACGGAUGCUGGAUACUCCUUUAAUGGAACAGCCCAAGGAAUGACAGCUGCCGAAGAAUUCUGGAAAUUCCAGAUGCUUGGACAAAGUGAUGGCCUGGACAAUCUUGGAGGUCUCAGAUGGCAUCUUGUUGGAUGCCUGGUCGGCACCACUGUGCUCUUAUUUCUUUGGACACUGCAAGGAAUAAAAGUAUCCGGAAAGCUUGUCUACAUCACCGUGGGUGUCCCCAACAUCCUCAUCUUGGUCUUCCUCAUCCAGGGCUGUCUACUUCCGGGGUCAGCGGAAGGAAUAUACUACUACAUCUAUCCCAAGUUUGACAAGCUUACAGACCCUGAAGUGUGGAUUCAGUCGUGUAGUUACGCCCUGUCUUCCAUGGGUAUAGCUAUGGGGUGCAUCGUCACUAUGUCUGGACACAACAGAAUGGAUAACAACUGCUUCAGGGAUUCGAUUAUAAUUAGCCUGUGCGAUUCUCUCUCCACCUGUUUCUACGGCUUUGCAUUCUUUGCUAACGUUGGUCACGUGGCCUUCCAACGCGGAGUAGCUGUGGAUACGUUUGAAUCUUCUGGUACCGUGUGUGGAAAUAGUCAUCGCUGCCUUGGAGGAUAUGUUUCCCCAACUGAUGAAGCGAUACUGGCUCACCAUCGGUGCUGUGCUCCUCGGUCUCUUCCUGUUUGGUCUAAUAUAUACGUCACAGGGUGGGAUAUUCGUGGUGACGCUGGUUGACUGGUACACCUUCUUCCCAUCAACGGCCGUGUUUGGCAUCCUUGAGUGCAUCGUUGUGGGCUGGUGCUAUGGAACCAAGAGGCUUCAAGAGGACGCUCUUACGAUGUGGGGAAAGACGGUACCUCGGGCUAUGGUCAUAAGUUUCAAGUUUGUGUGCCCC